This is a messenger RNA of Entrophospora candida, 583 nucleotides long. Lineage: Eukaryota; Fungi; Glomeromycota; Glomeromycetes; Entrophosporales; Entrophosporaceae. The record is from the annotation of a GenBank genome assembly.
AAGACAAAUACAUCGUGAUUUCAGAAAACCUCUCAUAGUGUUUGUGUCAAAAAGUCUUCUUCGACAUCCAAUGGCGCGUUCAACACUAGCAGAAAUGACCGGUGAAACCCGUUUCAGCAGAUAUAUACCUGAUCCACAUCCUGAGAUGCUUGCAUCACCUGAAAAGAUAACAAGACAUGUUUUUUGUUCAGGACAAGUAUAUUAUACAUUGCUUAAAGCACGUGAUCAAAACAAAAUGGAUUAUGUUGCAAUAUCAAGACUUGAGCAAUUAUCCCCAUUCCCAUAUGAUUUAUUGUCACAACAUGUUGACAAGUAUCCAAAUGCUCAACUUGUUUGGGCUCAAGAAGAACCAUUAAAUACAGGUGCUUGGAGUUAUGUUGCGCCUAGAAUAAGAACUCUUAUGAAUCAUUCUGACCAAGAAGGUAAAGCUGCUGUUCCAGCAACAAGACCACCUUCAGCUUCACCAGCUACAGGUAAUAAAAAGCAACAUAUUCAAGAAGAACAUGACCUAAUUUCUCAAGCACUUAUUGGCCAAGUUAUCAAACCAAAAGAAAUUGUAGGCGGAGUACCAAUAUGGUCAUAA